Molecule: messenger RNA, 6004 nt
Organism: Monomorium pharaonis (pharaoh ant)
Lineage: Eukaryota; Metazoa; Arthropoda; Insecta; Hymenoptera; Formicidae
Gene: Taf1
Product: transcription initiation factor TFIID subunit 1
Exons: 16
Coding region: 293-6004 (1903 amino acids)
Biological process (GO): DNA-templated transcription initiation; RNA polymerase II preinitiation complex assembly; transcription by RNA polymerase II
Cellular component (GO): transcription factor TFIID complex
Molecular function (GO): RNA polymerase II general transcription initiation factor activity; histone acetyltransferase activity; RNA polymerase II general transcription initiation factor binding
Source: RefSeq, a predicted model, not a curated record
GCAAAGGCAAAAACUCAAUCUCCUUACGGAUCUAAUAUUCGCAUGAUUGAAGCUCCAGAUAAAUUCACCAAAAGAAGUUUUUGGUUAUUAGUUGGUUUCCGUUUGUUUCGCGGAUGGUUGAUUGUCGCGGUGUUAUUUAUGUAAACAAAAUGCUGGCCCGGGUUUUACGCGUGACUUACCGGUGCCGAGCGUAAUCCUCGUAAGAACUGUCGCACGUAACAACAGUCAGGCAUUCACGCGAGCUUUACGUCGCGAAAGUCGGAUUGAUCGUCAAACUCUCAACGAAACAGAAAUGGGGGACUCUGAUGAGGAAAACGAGAAGGACCUAGCGUCUGCACUCAACAUUACUGGUUUCCUCUUCGGCAACAUCGACGACAACGGUCAGUUGGAGGAUGAUAUCUUGGAUCCCGAUGCCAAACAGCAUCUAGCUUCGCUCAGUCGUCUCGGUCUUAGCUCGUUUAUCAACGAAAUGAUGUCCAGUGACAACAAUGUGGAGGAGAAGGAGAAUAGCAAGGUGGACGAUAAGGAGAAGCAAAACAUAACUACCAAUGACACGGAUGUGGAUUACCUGGCGAAAUCACCUACUGCGCUAGAUUUCUCGGACAUAAACGAGUUAGCGGAUGACAUGAAUGAUGAAGUUUCCAAGAGUAAUGGAUUUGACAAAAAAUUAGACAAGGAAAAUGCAGAUUAUGAUGCUGAUGACGAGGAGGUUGUCAGCAAAUCGGAUACACAAUUGAUGCCACCACCACCAAUACCAGAGGAAAAGGAGACCUUGACUGCGGAGGAAGCAGAAGCGGCACGUCAACGUAAAUUGGAGACUCCUCUCGCUUCUAUGCUGCCAUCCAAAUACGCUAAUAUUGAUGUUACCGAAUUGUUUCCGGACUUCCGGGCCAACAAAGUACUGAGAUUUUCACGACUAUUUGGUCCUGGCAAGCCGAGCAGUUUGCCACAGAUAUGGAGAGGUGUAAGAAAGCGACGUAGGAAGAAAAAGCAUCAUGAUAUCAGGGACUCUGAUUCUGGUUCUGAUCAGGACGAUAAAAAGUCAAAAUUUAAGGGUUGGAUAAUGCAAUAUGGUCCUGAGCCAAGUGCAGAGACAUGUCGUUCAGAUGACGAGCACAAGUUGCUGCGACCAGUAGAAGAUAAGGAGCAGACUGGUAAGACGGGUGAGAGUGGAGAAAAUGGUGACAUGGGACCAAAAGUAGCCGAUUGGAGAUUUGGACCUGCACAAUUGUGGUAUGAUAUGUUGGAAGUACCGGAAACUGGAGAUGGGUUCAAUUACGGCUUCAAGAUUGUUGAAAAAGUGGAAGAGCAAGAAAGCACACAAGAAACUAAAGAUGAGGAGUCCACUGAUGAUGCAUUUUUGAUGGUGUCUCAAUUACAUUGGGAAGAUGACGUUGUUUGGAAUGGAGAUGAUAUAAAGCAUAAGGUGAUGCAAAAGCUGAACAGUAAAAAUAACGCUGCCGGCUGGGUGCCAUCGAGCGGCAACAGAACCGCGCAAGCCUUCAGCCAGCCUGGGAAAGGUGCCUCGGUUACCGUGGCACCUAACGUUAGACUGGCCACUUCGCAAAUUACAACGCCGUUGCACAUGCAGUCUCAAAAGAAUAAGAUGAGUAAUAAUAUGGGCAAGGGAAAUCAGCAACCGCAACGGGAGGAGGACGACACUUGGUAUUCGAUAUUUCCGGUAGAAAACGAAGAGCUCGUUUACGGUUUGUGGGAGGAGGAAGUAAUCUGGGAUCCUGAAAACAUGAACAAGGUCCCGAAACCGAAGAUACUUACAUUGGAUCCAAACGACGAGAACAUCGUUCUAGGUAUACCAGAUGAUAUUGAUCCCGCUCUUCUUCAUAAGGAAAAUUGUCCGCAGCCUAAGGUGAAAAUUCCUCAUCCACACGUCAAGAAGAGCAAGCUUCUUUUGGGCAAAGCGGGCGUUAUAAAUGUCCUCGAAGAAGACACACCUCCGCCACCGCCAAAGUCACCCGAUCGCGAUCCAUUUAACAUAUCAAACGAUACAUACUACAUGCCCAAAUCCUCAGAAACUACGUUGAGACUGAAAGUCGGCGGCGGUAAUUUGAUACAACAUAGCACACCGGUGGUGGAGCUGCGCGUUCCUUUCGUACAAACGCACAUGGGUCCAAUGCGAUUGCGAAACUUUCACAGGCCACCGUUGCGAAGGUUUAGCCAUGGGCCGUUGGCUAAUCCAGGACCGCAUAGUGUCCUGCCGCUGCUGAAGCACAUUAAGAAAAAGGCUAAGCAGCGUGAGCAGGAAAGAAUUGCUUCCGGUGGAGGCGAUGUAUUUUUUAUGAGGACACCAGAGGAUUUGACCGGGCGGGACGGCGAAUUGGUACUUAUCGAGUUCUCGGAGGAACAUCCACCGCUCAUGAAUCAAGUCGGCAUGUGUUCCAAGGUGAAAAACUAUUACAAGAGAAGAGCUGGAAAAGAUCAGGGACCGCAAAUAUACAGAUAUGGAGAAACGGCGUAUGCUCACACCAGUCCCUUCCUGGGAAUUCUCACGCCUGGUCAGAGUAUUCAGGCUGUUGAGAACAAUAUGUACAGAGCUCCCAUUUACGAGCACAGAAUCCCUGAAACGGAUUUCUUAGUUAUAAGAACGAGACAGCAAUAUUAUAUUAGAGAAAUGGACGCCUUGUUUGUUGCCGGACAGGAAUGCCCGCUUUACGAAGUGCCUGGACCAAACUCGAAGAGAGCAAAUAACUUUGUACGAGAUUUUCUACAGGUGUUCAUAUACAGAUUGUUCUGGAAGUCGCGCGAUACUCCCCGACGAAUUAAGAUGGACGACAUAAAGAAAGCCUUUCCAUCUCACAGCGAGAGCAGUAUCAGAAAAAGAUUGAAACUCUGCGCGGAUUUUAAGAGAACCGGUAUGGAUUCUAAUUGGUGGGUAAUAAAACCGGAUUUUCGAUUGCCAACGGAAGAGGAAAUCCGCGCUAUGGUAUCGCCAGAGCAGUGUUGCGCAUAUUUCAGCAUGAUUGCGGCCGAGCAGCGUCUGAAAGAUGCCGGAUACGGUGAGAAAUUCUUAUUCACUCCACAGGAUGACGAUGACGAAGAUAUGCAACUAAAAAUGGACGACGAGGUAAAGGUAGCUCCGUGGAAUACGACGCGCGCCUACAUCCAGGCCAUGAAAGGAAAGUGUCUACUACAAUUGGCAGGUCCGGCCGAUCCGACUGGCUGUGGCGAAGGUUUCUCUUAUGUCAGAGUGCCGAAUAAACCGACUAUUAGCAAGGAGGAGCAAGAAGCACAACCGAAAAGAACUGUGACCGGCACGGACGCGGACUUGAGGAGAUUGUCCUUAAAUAAUGCGAAAGCGUUGCUGCGAAAGUUCGGCGUACCCGAAGAAGAGAUCAAAAAGUUGUCGCGUUGGGAAGUAAUCGAUGUGGUGCGAACUUUAUCAACAGAGAAAGCGAAAGCCGGCGAGGAAGGCAUGACAAAGUUUUCGCGCGGCAAUCGUUUUUCAAUUGCCGAGCAUCAGGAACGUUACAAGGAGGAAUGCCAACGAAUCUUUGACUUACAAAAUCGCGUGCUGUCAUCGAACGAAGUGCUGAGCACGGACGAAGGCGAGAGCUCGGAGGAGGACAGCUCGGAUAUCGAAGAAAUGGGUAAGAAUAUAGAGAAUAUGUUGUCAAAUAAAAAGACUAGCACACAACUGUCACUGGAGCGGGAGGAGCAGCAACGGCACGAGUUACGGAAAAUGCUGAUGGGCGAAGCGCAAGAACAGGAGAGCAAGAAGAGCAAGGAAAGCAAAAAGAAAGACGAAGAAGAGGACAGCCCGGUUAAUUUCAAUGCGCAGCAGGGUCGCGUAUUAAAAAUCUACCGCACGUUCCGUAAUCCGGAGGGUAAAGAGUACACACGAGUUGAGUUGGUGAGGAAACCCGCCGUGAUCGAUACGUACAUCAAGAUCCGUAACUCGAAGGACGAGUCGUUUAUCAAACAGUUUGCCACGUUGGAUGAGGCGCAGAAAGAGGAAAUGAAACGGGAAAAACGUAGGAUUCAGGAGCAGUUGCGACGGAUCAAGCGAAACCAGGAGAGAGAACGUAUGUUGGGCGGGCCGUCUAACAUAGUAAACGGCAGUAGUAUCAACAAUUCGAGCAAUAACAUAUUCGAUCGCAGCAAUACUAAUACUCCAACUACCACUUCCUCAACUAGUAUCCUUCCAUUCUGUAAUAAUUUCCCAUCCUCUAUUUCUUCCACUCCUGCACCUAAACAUCCUAAACCGGAGGUAUCACCUCCCAAGCGCAAAAAGCCUAAACUCAAGCCAGAUUUGAAACUUAAAUGCGGCGCUUGUGGUAAUGUCGGCCACAUGCGCACCAACAAGGCAUGUCCACUUUAUCAAAACAGCAUUGCCACCGCACCGGUAAAUGUUGCGAUGACUGAAGAACAAGAAGAGGAAAUCGAGAAGCAGUUGAAUACUGAUGAUCAGGAUCUAGUUAAUGUCGAUGGUACUAAAGUAAAGCUGUCGUCGAAACUGAUUAAGCACGCCGAGGAGAUGAAGAGGCGUACAUUGUUGCUGAAAGUGCCGAAGGAAGCGGUGAAUUCAAAGAAACGCAGGAAACCACCUACAGACGACCACUGCGAUUAUUUGAAACGCCAUCAAAGGCCAGUUAACAGGCGUAGAACUGAUCCGGUUGUCGUGAUGUCGACAAUGUUGGAGAGUAUUGUGAACGAAUUGAGAGAGCUACAGGAUGUACAACCGUUUCUGUUCCCAGUUAAUCCUAAAGCUGUGCCCGAUUAUCACAAAAUCAUACAGCGACCCAUGGAUCUGCAGACAAUACGAGAAAAUUUGAGAUUAAAAAAAUAUCAAAACAGAGAGGAAUUUCUUGCUGAUGUUAAUCAGAUUAUGGAGAACUCAGCGCUCUAUAACGGUGCGAAGAGUUCGUUGACUAUGGCUGCUAAAAAAAUGUUAGAUACGUGCGUCGAGAGGCUCGGCGAAAAAGAAGAUCGUUUGAUGAGGCUGGAGAAAGCCAUUAAUCCUCUUUUGGACGAUGAUGAUCAGGUUGCUCUUACUUUUAUUUUGGACAACGUUAUUAAUAACAAAUUGAAAUCUAUGACAGAAGUGUGGCCAUUCAUGAAACCUGUGAAUAAAAAAAUGGUGAAAGAUUAUUAUAAUAUCGUUAAGAGGCCAAUGGACUUGGAAACGAUAUCUAAAAAAGUUUCUGCGCACAAAUAUCAUAGUCGUCACGAAUUUCUUAAAGAUAUCGAACAGAUCUUAGAGAACUGUGUGAUUUAUAAUGGCAAAGAAUCUCAACUUACAAAUAAAGCAGAGUUGCUGGUUAAAGUCUGUAAAGAUACCUUGGAUGAGUACGAUGAACAUCUUACGCAAUUGGAAAACAAUAUAUUACUUGUCCAAAAACGAGCGAUGGAACAGGCGGACAUAGAUUCUUCGUGGCUCUGUCCAGAUGAAGAAAAUUAUACUAUCGCGGAACCUGAAUACAGAGGCAGCCAGACUAGUUCUCCAGAGAUUCCAUUUAGCAAAUCAAAUAUAGAUGACGCCGAUUUUGUCGACAUAGAAGGAGAGAUGGAAGCAGAUAUGGAUAGGAACUCGAAAAAGAAGGAUGUGCUCGAAGAAGAUCUUCAAUUCUCCAGUGAAGAUGAGUUCGAUGAAGUGCCUUUUGGCACGGACGAACAGUCUGAGCAGAACGAAACUGAGACACUGGAGUUGAGCGAGAUCAGAGAGGAAGGUGUUGUAUUAGCGGACGAUGACAGUCAACAAGCCGCCGAGGCCAUGGUCCAGUUAGGCAACGUUGGUUUUUAUAUGGGCGAACAGCAAUUGCUUCAACAAGAUGAAAGUAUGGACGUCGAUCCAAAUUAUGAUCCGUCAGACUUCCUAUUGGCCGGUUUACCGGCCAGAGAUGAUAAAGGCGACAAUAAGAUCCAGGAUGACCUGGCCGUUUCCGAAAGCGACGACGACGCCGAGAACACUAAGCAGGAAGCACAGCAAAAUCAGCAACAGCAACUGCUGCAACCAGAUGAAGAUGUCGGCGGUGAUUUAUGGUUUUAA